Molecule: messenger RNA, 555 nt
Organism: Fusarium mangiferae
Lineage: Eukaryota; Fungi; Ascomycota; Sordariomycetes; Hypocreales; Nectriaceae
Exons: 2
Coding region: 1-555 (184 amino acids)
Source: RefSeq, a predicted model, not a curated record
AUGUUCGAGAGCAAUGAUUAUCUGAGCGUCGACCUGGAGCAUCCUAGAAAGGCAGCAUUAGUACGAGUCUUGGUCGAGGAUGACCUAGCCAGCACUGGAACUGCGUUCAAGUUCACCUGUGUGGAUUUUCGAGACUCAGCCGCUGCUGAGAAGCUGUCGCCAUAUAUGAGCCACCACUACCCCCUGACCACGGAGAUGUUCGAUACCGACUUUCUUCGGUUGGAUCUUGAACAUCCCGAGCAGGUUAUCCUCAUCCCAACCAAAUACAACAGCCAGAUUCUAAUGGAGAGUGACGUCGAAGAAGUUGUUGCCAAAAUGAAAGAGAGCCGUGAUUGUUUCGGGGAAAAAAAGACAAGAUCCCUAGCCACCGAGACAUUUGAAACGAACGACAUUCUUCGGUUUGACCUCGAACAUCCCGAGCAGGCUAUCAUCAUCCCGACCAGAUACAACAGUCGCAUAUACAUAGAGAGAGAUGCCAAAGAAGUUGUUGCAAAGAUGAAAGAGAGCUGUGGGCGUUUCGCGGUGAUGAGGAGAGACAAGAUCCUCAAAUAUUGA